AUGCCCGACUUCCAGAACUAUUUCACCUUUUCGAGCAACGUCCAAAAUCUCCUCUUUAAAAACCUGUCUGCAAAUUCGGAUGGAGGUAUGUUUGGACUUUGUAUGGGUGUUGCAGUUUUUACUUUUCUAUAUGAAGCUGUGAAAGCUCUCCGGCAUUAUUUAGUGAUCUUGCAAAUGAGGCAGAGAAGCAGCACUAGCUACGAUUUAUCACAGAUUGUAUAUCAGUGUAUUAUAACAAACGUUAUAUUUUAUAGGUUGAAGUUUCAUGUGCUACAAACUAUGUUACAUAUGCUUCAACUUACGAUGGGGUACAUGGUAAUGUUAAUUGUAAUGAGUUUCAAUGCAUGGUUCAUAAUUGUGGUUAUCAUUACGACUGCACUUUGCUUUUAUUUCCAUGAAUUUGUUUUGUCCCGCAAGUCUAUGAUAUUGCCUGUGGAAAUACCAGGGAACAGCCUAUAAAAUGGCUGUCCAAGUUUCUGUUGCAUUUAAACGCAUUUUUUUCGUAUGGCAAAGUGUUUUUUCAUGAAUCUCUUAUUGACUUUACACUUUUUAAAGAGAAAUCAAAAUUUAUCAUACUGUCAUGUAAUCAAGUUAAAA
This is a messenger RNA of Uloborus diversus, 597 nucleotides long. RefSeq names its product probable low affinity copper uptake protein 2. The coding region runs from base 1 to 459 and encodes 152 amino acids. The transcript has 4 exons. Gene Ontology annotation, biological process: copper ion transmembrane transport. Gene Ontology annotation, molecular function: copper ion transmembrane transporter activity. Lineage: Eukaryota; Metazoa; Arthropoda; Arachnida; Araneae; Uloboridae. The record is from RefSeq and is a predicted model, not a curated record. Gene Ontology annotation, cellular component: membrane.